ACUCGAGACACCAUCGACUGACGCCGCCUCGCUCACGAACGACUGAAAUGUCCCUAUUUUCCUAAAUAACUUUCCUUUGCACACUAACGAUACCACCUGGCCGCUCUUGUCUCCGAGCCGAUCACACGGAACUGCUUUCCGCCAGCCUCGAGCGUUAACGAUGUCGGAAGAACGGUCCAAGGUAUCGCUGAGGAGCGGAGGCAAUAGGAAGAACCGCCCAGCUAUCAGCGCUCCUCGACAAAUAACCGGUCCUAUAAUCCAAGACGGCGCGGCACCCCGACCGCCUGCCGGUCGCUUUCCUGAAGAUGCGCCUCGGCCUCGACCCCGGCCCCCGCCUCAGAACAAUGGGAAGACCUCAGAUUUGGUGAAGCGUCGAUACUCGACUCGGUUCAACAACCUCCCAACCGAUUUCGACCCAACGGCCCCUCCGAUGCCCAAUCUCCCCAGCCUCGACAAGUACGAGCAGUCCCAAAAUCGGCUUCCACCGCCAUCGAGAGGUGGCGGGAGGGAAGCUCCCCAGCUGGAUGUGAGAGCGCUUCGGAAUCCGCAGCUAGUUGCAGAGCAAUACGUUGCUGAAAUCCUCAGCGAGGCCACUGAAGACGAGAUUCGAGAAUUUGAAAUCACCUUAAGAAAGCUUAAGAGCAGAGCGUCAGCAGAUCUCCAGCAGAAUGUCUACCAGAACCGUACCCAGUUCAUCAAGAUCAGCAAGGAGGCCGAGAAGCUCAAGAGUGAAAUGCGGUCCCUCAAGAACCUCAUGUCGGAGCUCAAGGCAAACACAACUGCCCUCCGGUCUGCUUCAGGCAACAGUCCUGAGCAGGUUUCGGGCUUUGGCGGCGAGUUCUCUACAGGUCUCAGUAAGAGGGACAAACGAAGUUCCGUCGCCGAUCGAACCGCGCUCUGGAGUUCUCAGAUGCAGGCUCUUUACAAGAAUGUUGAAGGAUCUCAGAAGUUUCUCCCGAACUCGCAGGGCCGCCAUGUCCUCCAGAAUGCUGGCCCCUGGAUCGAGCUUGAUAAUGCGACGUACAAGUCGAGGAGAUCAAUGCAGAUUUUCCUGCUAAACGACCAUCUUUUGGUCGCCUCUCGUAAAAAGCGGAAGAUGGAUGGGCCAAACGUCUCGGACGCUCGUGGACCUAUGACAAAGCUCGUCGCCGAUCGUUGCUGGCACCUCUUGGACAUCGAGGUUGUCGACAUGGCGGGGACAAGCGAGUCGUCGGGCGGCAGGAACAAGCUUGCCGACGCCAUUAUGGUCAGGGGAGGUGGCCAGAAUGAAUCCUUCAUAUACAGAACCGAGAGACCUGAGGAUUCGGAGAAAUCCGCCCUUAUUCUGAAUAUCCGAAAAACAGUAGAGGAAUUGCGCAGAAAUCUGCAGUCGGAGCGCGAAGCUACGAACAAAGCCAAGGAAACCAUCAACUACUUUGCGUCGCGCGACCCCGGUCUUCUUGAGAAGACGGAACUUCUCGAGACGCUCUCGGAUAUCAAGGACAUGCUCAUCGAGGUCGACGGAAAGCAGCAGAACCUCCGCUGGGUAGAGAGCCAGAUGGACGAGUUGGAUAUCAACAUUGCUCUCCAGGAAAUCGAACCGGCCGUCGCUCGGGUCGAAAAGUUGAAGGGCCUGGCUUUUGGGCUGAAGAACAACGUAAUUGCGCAAGACUUCAUCUCGUUCAAGGUGGACGAGAGAUGCACGAAACUGGCAUCGCUAGUCGUUCGCGAUUUGAUCAGUAGUCACAAUGACCAGAGAAAGAUGAAGCGCAACGUGAAUUGGUUGACCCGCCUGGGCUUCGAAGACCGGGCCCGGGAAGCAUAUUUGAAAGCCCGGAGCGAAAUCAUCAAGAAGCGAACCAGGCAAUGCAUAUUCCAAGGAGAUCUCCACCUGUAUAUCUGGGAGAUCUCGUUUGUCUACUUCACCAUUAUCCACAAUACGGUGAACUGCUUCCAAGCAUGCUUCCCGCCGCCCAUGAUGAGCGCGUGUGUGAAGUGGGCCAAAGAAGAAGUCGAUGCGUUCAAUGUCAUUCUGGCUCGGCAGCUGAGCAGCGCUGAAGAAGGCGGGGAGGUGUGGACACAGUGCAUGAACAGGGCCAAGGAGCAUGCCCAGAUGCUCUCUGACGUCGGCAUCGAUUUCCGCAACCUUGUUGGCCAGAACGUGCAGAAGACAGCCGCGACGGCAGAUGCCUCCCCGGUCGGAUUGGGCCUAUCCUGAGUGUUGUUGGCUACCUAUCUCGAGAUUUAGGAAAUCGAGGUGAGGGGUCGUAAAGGCGUCGAGUAGUCCAUGGUAUCUAAGAGAUGUGAGAUGCAAUGGGCUAGUGCUGAGCUGGCGAUUUAUUUUUGGUGGCACGUUUGCUGUAUGGUCUCUGAAUAGGUUGUUGAUUGGGAUCUGGUAGUAUAAUAUUGGUUUAUUUUUUUUAUUCUACGUUUUGCGAGCUCCCGCCGUGAAUAGGGGCAUGAUUAUCGUCUUCAGGAAUGAACGGGUAUGGAGACACACGAAUUACAUACCUUCCAGACUCGAUCAAGGCAAGGAAUGGUCAGGUAAUGUGGUUCACUACGCAAAUAGGAGGAGGCGCCUGGGCCACAUUUUGCCCCCCACCCCGCUCUCUCAGCUCUGGCGCCUUGCGUUUAGCGUGGGGAUUGGGCGGCCAGACAGACAGAUG
Molecule: messenger RNA, 2645 nt
Organism: Lasiosphaeria miniovina
Lineage: Eukaryota; Fungi; Ascomycota; Sordariomycetes; Sordariales; Lasiosphaeriaceae
Product: Cullin repeat-like-containing domain protein
Exons: 5
Coding region: 161-2197 (678 amino acids)
Biological process (GO): Golgi to plasma membrane transport; exocytosis; intracellular protein localization
Cellular component (GO): exocyst
Source: RefSeq, a predicted model, not a curated record